Messenger RNA from Torulaspora delbrueckii, 486 nucleotides. RefSeq names its product Ecm13p (gene ECM13). Lineage: Eukaryota; Fungi; Ascomycota; Saccharomycetes; Saccharomycetales; Saccharomycetaceae. The transcript has a single exon. The coding region runs from base 1 to 486 and encodes 161 amino acids. The record is from RefSeq and is a predicted model, not a curated record.
AUGAACGCAACGCUUGGACAACAAUAUCUGCUUGCCAGUAAGGCUCGCGGGAAGCUUGAGCGCUGUGCUCAGUGUGGUAAGAACAAAGAUUACAAUUUAAGAGUGCUAGUAGGUCAUGCAAAUUUGCUAGAUCGUUUGCUAAGCGGUAUUGACAAAUAUCGUGGGAAAGCUGCACAACGCGCCGAAGAGUGCAGUGUGGAAUAUAUAUCUAGUGAAGACGAUUUUGAUGAACAAUGUCGUGAAUUCCCUUCUUCGAGUAGCGCAAGUGAUUCUAGCUCUUCAGAUUAUGAGUCUGACGAGGAAGACGAGUAUGACGAGGCACUUCGUUAUACGCCUUUGUCUCUUUGCGGUAACCAGGGGCAACCGCCCGUGGUAGCGAUCGCCAGCGAACAACUUUGCGACGAUUAUGAAAGCGACAGUGAAAGCGAUGUUGAACAUCAAACAAUGGCUCCUUUGGAGUUUCAUUGUGAGCCGAUACACGCUUGA